UAAAUAUGAAUAAAUUAAGACAUGUAAUUUAAGAACAUUUUAAGAACAUACGAGGAUCGAAAUACGUCGAAAACAACCUCUCGCUGAGGCAAGAACUGACUUGUUCUUAUAAGACAAAAUUACAUCUAAUGUAAGUGGGGCAAAUCAGUGAGAAUAUUCUGAUAUUUUCUAUUGAAAAGCGACGUUUUCUUUGAAAGGCGUUUCAAUUAGUUCACACGUCGCUGCUUUUGAGUAGUCUGCUACUCGUGAAAAGAAAAACAUGUCAGAAGACAAAGUCCCGGAGCAGACCGAUUCAGCGUGUCUUACCAAGCCCAAAAGCUCCAAGAAAAGAAAAGCAGCGAGUAUCGAAGAGAGUGGAAAACAAAUCGAGUGUAGCUUCUGUAGCAAGCAAUUCCUAAAGACACAAGGGCUAGCAGCCCAUCUCAAACAUGUCCAUGGUAUUUCCCCCAAGAAGACAAAACCUUCGAGUGUCGGUGCCUCAGAGCAGAAUAGUAAAGGAAAUUUACAACCUUCGGAUGACAGCGAAUCAGAUGUUCGUAAUGCAGUACAAGAUGCAGUGGAGAAGGUUCUUACCCAAAUAGCCGCCGAAAACGUCGUCUUGAACAAGAAAGCAUCUGAACCGUCUCAUGCGGAAAAGCCCACAAAACGAAGAGGUGCCGAUCACCGUAAACAGCAUUCAAUACAGCUCAAAGCUGAAGUCAUUCAUGAUUUCGAUUUUGGCAUACAUCCGCACGCUAUAGCAGAGAAAUACAACAUCAAUCGGUCCUUGGUAUCCAAGUGGUUGAAGGACAAAACAAAAAUUGUUGCUGCGGCAACGGAGGCACACACAGAACUCCUAAAGAUUCGCCCUAGCCGUAAAUACAGCCGUUUGUCAGUUGCUCUUUUCGACAAGUACAACGAAGCCCGAUCACGUGGUUUCAUUAUCAAUUUUGAUUGGCUGUGGUGUCAAGCAAGGAAAAUCUACCGGGAAAUCACAGGGGAUCCCAAAGCAACACUUGGUAAGCAUGUUAUUACAGCUUUCCUGAAAAAGCACAACAUUCGGAUGAGAGCGAGGCAUCGAGACAAGAGGCCAGUCAAGCAGAGUUUCGAGACGAAGCUGAGGAUCUGGCACGCUACUGCUCGAGAGAGGCUGAUACGUACUGGACGAAAUGACAGAUACGACGAGAAAUGGGGGAGGUAUAAGCCAUGUGAAAGAUUCAAUGUGGAUCAGAUUCCUCUUCCUUUCGCGGUUGGUAGUAAGAAGACACAAAAAUCCUCGAAAGAUGAAGAGAACGCUGAAGUUCUCGUGACACCGAAGACCCAUUCGAAUGGUACGUUAGAUCAUCGGCAAUGUCAGCUCCAGGUGUGCUUUCGACCAACGGGUGAACAGCCCCGUCUCGCCCUUAUUUUCCGCGGAACUGGGAAACGGGUAAGUCAAGAUGAAGUGUCAGCUUACCAUCCGGAUGUAGACGUGUAUUUUCAAGAAAAAGCCUGGGCCGACAUACAGACGUGCGUUGAUUGGGUCAACAAAACACUCUCUGCUGUUGUAGACAAGGAAGAGCGUUUCGUAGUCUUUUGUGACAACCAAACUGGGCAGAUCUCUCGAGAGUUCAAGGAGGCUGUUAGUAAAAAAGGAGGAAUGGUGUGGUACGGACUGCCUGGAGCAACGGACCUCUGGCAGCCAGUAGAUGCAGGUUAUUCGCAGCUUCUAAAGACCUUGGUCGGGCAAGCUCACAGUGCAUGGCUAAACGACGACGAAAACUCCGAGAAGUGGCUCGGGUCGACGCUUUCGGCGAAAGAGCGCCGUAUUUUGAUAACUUACUGGGCAGGGGACGCGUACGCAAAGCUUCUAAGUCCAGAGUACGACGGUGUUCGGCUGCGGGUUUGGCAGAAGAGUGGUUGUCUUAUGACUGCAAAUGGUGUCGAUGAUGAGCUCAUAACACCUGAAGGUCUGAAUAACUACAAAGUACCUACUCCUUCUAUUAUCGCACCCACGUCUUACUUUCCACAGUCCGAGGAUAACAUUGUCGACGCAGACUUCGAAAUGUAUGACAACAGAGACGAAGUGGAGCUUGAACCAGAAGCGUGCGAACUCAAGCAAGUCCUCGAGGAUUGCUAUGAGGACAGAGACGAAAAAGAUGAGCUAGUAGGGCGAGAAGUCAUAGCUCUGUACGAGAACGGUUGGUUCACGGGCAAGAUCGAGUAUUACAAUAAGAAACUUAAGGAGUACAAGGUGAAGUUCCGUGACGACUCUACGGAUUAUCUGGCUUAUAAAGAUUUUGACGGAGUUGAAGUCAUUUUGACAUGAUCGCCAUUGGCACAAUAGUAUGUACAGAGGGUCAUAGAGUGGAAGUCAUUAUGAUACAUCAUCAACAGCAGGUUCUUAAUGUAAACAUAGGGUGGGGGUCAUAGUCGGAGUUGAAGUCGUUUUGAUGCAUCACUGCUACCAUGGUUUUCAGUGUAGACGUUGGGUGUCAUAGACGAAAUUGAUCUCGUUUUGAUACAUAAUGUAGAUAUAAGGUUCUUAGUGUAAACAUAAGGUGUCAUAGACGGAGUUGAAGUCGUUUUGAUACAUCAUCGCCAUCGGGCUCUUAAUGUAAACGUAGGGUGGGUAUCAUAAAAAGAAAUGAAGUCGUUUUGAUACAUGCUCUAAGUGUAGAUAUAAGGUUCUUAGUGUAAACAUAAGGUGCCAUGGACGAAGUUGAAGUCAUUUUGAUACAUCAUCGCCCCAAGGAAAUUAGUGUACACAUUUUUAAAGGGCUAUAUUUGGCAUCACGGCGGAACUUGGGGUUAUCAGAGAUUGUGUAGAAUAACUAUAUCGAGGAGAAGUAUCAAAAAGAGAAAUAAGUGCUUUUUUAUUACAAAGGCCAUUCUUCUAUACAACAGCCAGAAAAUGGAACGUUUUCCUUUUUCGGUCGUGAACAAAGACAGUAUCAAGACCUUCAAACACGAGCAAUAUAAUCAUGACAAUUGAAGAUGUAAUACCAUCCUUCAGUUUUAUCGAUCUUGAGCUAAUGCUUUUCCCACAAUACGGCGGGGCUGUGAUAUCACACAAUCAAAGUGCGCUCUCCCAAAAAAAAACACUAAAACAUCGAAUCUGUGAAUAGGCGUACCGAGUUUUAAGCUAGCGGGGCUGAAGCGGGGGAUUAGACACCGGAGAAAGGAAAUCAUCAGUAAGGGCAUGGCCGUGCACCUCAAUUUUUUCUUAAUGUCUCUGUGCCUUUUCCCCCAUCCCCCCAUAUUUCGAGGUCUGUUACGGGUCUUUUCGCUAUCCUUCAAUCAUAUUUCGUUAUGAUUCGUUUUGUUCAAAGAAAAAAACUCAUCAAAACAAUUGCGCAAACUACCGAUUUCCCACUAGUCGUGAAAAGUUGACUUAUAACUUCGGAGUAGUUUCAUAUUUAACCCAUUCGUUUCCGAGUACUUUUUGAGCAAAACUGUAAGAAAAACAGACUGUAUUCUGACUGAUUCUAACUGAUUUCAAGUACUACAACACCAGUCAAGUUAAUUAGCUACCGCUGACACAGGACGAUGUGCCUUGAAGUUUCCAACAAUGCUGUCUCUUCAGUCUAGCGAUGAUGCUGUGACCGCCUUUUGCUGACAACUGUUUUGCUUGUAAUUUGCUUAGAAAUUACUGGGUUUUUUUUUCACAUCAGCAGAGUGCCCUAGGACAUUAAGUCCAUUGGGGUAUAAUAAAUGCUGAGGUUAUGGAUGUUUGCACGCUAAGAUUGAUUCAAUGGGGUAAUUCCUUGUUUCGGUUUCACCGAGUGAGAAAGGAAUUUUCUAGUGAAUGGCCUCUUACUCUCCAAUGUGGAACACUUUUGCCACCCAACCUUAUUCAAAUUUUUUCUUAGGCUUAUUCUUGGACCUGGAAAAGUUUUGUUUAGCUUUGGGGCAAAGAGACUUAUAAAAAAAACUGUUAUGAUUAUGGGGAAGGAGUUUGCCCACCUCUCUGUCAAUGUUUUCCCCAAGACUCCCAUGAUGCAGUGCAGGCCUAACAUGGCGACAUUUAUAAAUGUGGCUGUAAAAUAGGACCUGACGGAGCGCAAUAAAGGUAUAUUUGUGACUUGA
Molecule: messenger RNA, 4047 nt
Organism: Nematostella vectensis (starlet sea anemone)
Lineage: Eukaryota; Metazoa; Cnidaria; Anthozoa; Actiniaria; Edwardsiidae
Exons: 2
Coding region: 260-2287 (675 amino acids)
Cellular component (GO): nucleus
Molecular function (GO): DNA binding
Source: RefSeq, a predicted model, not a curated record